Molecule: messenger RNA, 3640 nt
Organism: Larimichthys crocea (large yellow croaker)
Lineage: Eukaryota; Metazoa; Chordata; Actinopteri; Sciaenidae
Gene: itgav
Product: integrin, alpha V
Exons: 33
Coding region: 215-3331 (1038 amino acids)
Biological process (GO): cell-cell adhesion; cell-matrix adhesion; integrin-mediated signaling pathway
Cellular component (GO): external side of plasma membrane; integrin complex
Molecular function (GO): integrin binding
Source: RefSeq, a predicted model, not a curated record
GUAACUUGAUGUAUCUGGUGUGAACAGCCGAUGACACACACACACACACACAAACAGUCUCGGCCUCUCCCGGUACUGUUCCGGUGACUCUCCUGCUUUUUUCGGCUAAACCAGGCUAACGUCCAGAACCGGACCGAACCCGGCCCGUCCGCUCGGUUCCUCACAGUGAGUCGUGGUCCAGGUUCUGGUUCUUCAUCCGUGUCUUCAGGCAGCCAUGUCCGGAGGACAGACGCUCGUGCUCGUCCUGCUGCUCGCUCACCGCGGCGGCUCGUUCAACCUGGACGUGGAGAACCCGUCCGUGUACUCCGGACCGGAGGGGAGCUACUUCGGCUUCUCGGUGGACUUCUUCAAAACCCCAGACCACCAGAAGUCGGACGUUCUGAUUGGAGCUCCUCGGGCUAACACGUCCUCCGGCAGCGUUGUGGAGAGAGGCGCCGUGUACAGCUGCCCCUGGAAGAACUCUGCCGCCUGCCAGACGCUCGACUUCGACAGCUCAGGCGACCGGACCAAUACAGAAGGCUCUCAGAUGGAGUUCAAAUCCAAACAGUGGUUCGGUGCCUCAGUCCGGUCUGAUGGAGAACACAUCCUGGCCUGCGCUCCGCUCUAUCAGUGGUCCACCUUCGGCGUCUCUGAGCGCGAGCCGGUGGGAACGUGUUACCUGAAGAAAGCGGACACCGUGGUCGAGUACUCUCCCUGCAGAUCAAGUGCAAACUCACCUGAGGGGCAGGGCUUCUGUCAGGCCGGCUUCAGCGUCGACUUCCUGAAGAAGAACAACAGGGUGGUGGUCGGAGGCCCGGGCAGCUUCUACUGGCAGGGUCAGCUGAUCUCUGAUGACGUCUCUGAGAUUUUCACCCGUUUUGAGAAUAAAUACAUCACCCAGUACGCCAACACGCUCGCCACCAAGUCAGCGGGCGCCAUGUAUGACGACAGUUACCUUGGUUACUCUGUGACAGUCGGAGAUUUUAACGAUGAUGGAAAAGAAGAUUACGUGACCGGCGUACCUCGCGGGGAGAAGGCGCUGGGUUACGUGAACAUCUUCAACGGCCUGAACAUGGAGUCUGUGGUGAACUUCACGGGAACACAGAUGGCUGCUUACUUUGGACAUUCUGUAGCUGCCACUGACGUCAACAAUGACGGCCUGGUGGAUCUGCUGGUGGGAGCUCCUCUCUUCAUGGACAGAGUGUCUAAUGGGAAACUGAGGGAGAUGGGACAGGUGUCCGUGUACCUGGGUCGUGGUGGAUUCUCCUUUCACCCGCCUCAGAUGCUAACAGGGUCGGACGUUUACGCCCGGUACGGCUCUGCCAUCGCAGCGCUGGGAGACCUGGACAUGGACGGAUACAACGACGUAGCCAUAUCAGCUCCUUAUGGAGGCGCCGACCACAGUGGUUUGGUGUACAUCCAUAAUGGGCGUCCUCAGGGUCCUGACCCGUCUCCGUCUCAGGUCCUUCAGGGCCGCUGGGCGUCCAGCUACAUGCCGCCCAGCUUCGGAUACUCCAUGACCGGAAACACAGACAUAGACCAGAACGGAUAUCCAGAUUUAAUAGUGGGAGUGUUUGGAGCAGACAAAGCUGUUUUAUACAGAGCUCGUCCAGUCAUCGGUGUGAACGCCACGUUAGACAUCACGCCUCAGAUCAUCAACCCUGAGGAGAAGACCUGCAAGCAUCCCAAGACCGGCACAUACGUGUCCUGUUUCAAGGUGAAGUACUGUCUGAAGGCGAGCGGCCGAGGAGCUCCGUCCACUCUCAAUUUCCGUGUGGACCUCCUGUUGGACCGGCUGAAGCAGAAGGAGGCGACGAAGCGGGUCCUCUUCCUGCACGGACAGACCUUCAGCUACUCCAAGAACAUGGUGGUGUCCAACGGGCGGGGCCCGGCCUGCGAGGAGCAGCACGUCUACCUGAGGGACGAGUUCCGGGACAAGAUCACGCCUAUCUCCGUGGCGAUGGAGUACAGGCUGGACUACCAGCUGGCUGCAGACCGGACCGGACUGCUGCCCAUCAUCGACGUGUCGGUGCCGUCCAACGUCACCAAGCAGGCUCACAUCCUAUUGGACUGUGGAGACGACAACAUCUGUAAACCCGACCUGAAGUUAUCAGUGGAGAGCGACCGUCAGCAGAUCUACAUCGGCGACGACAACGCUCUGACUCUGAAGAUCAGCGCUGAGAACCAGGGAGAGGGAGCCUACGAGGCCGAGCUGCACAUCUACCUGCCACAGCAGGCCGACUUCACCGGGGUCGGCCGCGGGGAGGCUCUCAGCAGACUGUCCUGCGCCUACAAGACGGAGAACCAGACCAAGAUGGUGGUGUGCGACCUGGGAAACCCCAUGAAGGGAGGAACCAAGGUGCUGGCAGAGUUGCAGUUCAGUGUUCACCAGCUGUCGGAGGAGGACACCUCUGUGAAGUUUGACCUGCAGAUCGUCAGCUCGAACCAGUUCAACAACACGAGUCCUCGAGUGUCCAGCGUCACCAAGCUGGCUGUGCUCGCCAGAGUGUCCAUUAGAGGCACGUCGUCUCCCGGUCAGGUGCUGCUUCCCAUCGCCAACUGGAAACCUAAAGUUCCUCCUCAGGUCGGAGACGACAUCGGACCACAGAUAGUUCAUAUCUACGAGCUCCUGAACAGCGGGCCCAGCACCUUCAGCAAGGCGUCUCUGGAGGUGAAGUGGCCGUACCAGUUCAAGAACGGCUCGCUGCUCUACAUCACCAGCUACGAGACGGAGGGACCGAUCAACUGCACCACAGACACCGAGAUCAACCCGCUCAACAUCUCUAACCCGCUGUCCUCGGCAAAGAACAACACCAUCCCACCCAGAGAGCGUGAGACCGAGGGACGGAACCGAAACCACGUCCGCCAGAGAAGAGACCUGGAGUCAAGAGACGCACAGAGUGACCUGCAGACACUGGACUGCGUCACAGCAGACUGUCUGCUGCUCAGGUGUCAGGUGGGUCGACUGGAGAGGAGGAAGAACGCCAUCCUCUUCAUCUACUCCAGACUGGCUGUGGACAACUUCCUCAGGACUGAGAAUCAGAAUCGUUCGUACGUGGUUCGAUCUACAGCCACCUUCAAUGUCAUCGAGAUGCCGUAUAAGAACCUGGUGUCAGAGCUGCCGUCCAAUAGUACAACUGCGAGUGUGUCGGUGGUGUGGGUGGCGGAGUCUAGUCCUUCGGUGCCGGGUUGGGUCGUGGCUCUGGCUGUGCUGGCAGGACUGCUGCUGCUGGCGCUGCUCAUCUUCAUCAUGUACAAGCUGGGUUUCUUUAAGCGAGUGCGCCCCCCGCAGGACGACUGCACCGAGAAGGAGCAGCUGCAGCCGGAGGAGAACGGCAACGCGGACGCCUGAAGAGCGCCCCCUGCUGUCUGUGCAGGAAUAUUCAGGGGUUCAGCAGGACUGACCAGCUCACGUUCAGUCGGUCCAAACGAAACAAAGACUUCAUGAACCGACUGAAAGACGUGAAGUCUGUCCUGCUGUGUGUGUGUGUGUGUGUGUGUGCUGGGUUUGAACUGUUUAUGUAAUACCACUGUCUGUCGUUCCUCUGCCAUGAGAAAAUAUUUUUGAUGUAUGUAUUCUUUCACCUAGAGAAUAAAAAUUAACUAUUUCAUAAGAUGAUUUCACAUUUACGUUGAAAUAAAAAAAUUUGUUCACAUUUUA